AUGCCGCAGAUACCGGACUGCAACACGGGCGAUCGCGGGAACCAAUCGCCGGGCGGAUACCGGAUCAGGCCAGUCGUUGCCCGGGGUCCAUCCGUCCUUGGAGUCACCGGCGGCCGGCGUCUGGGUCGAGUCAGGCCCGGGCUGCCCAUCUCCCGGAGACGAGAACGGGCCACCAUUGGCUCCGGUCGGGGAAGAGGCCUCACCUGGGCUUCAGCGGGAGUUUUCCUCACUGGCACCGUGACUGCUCCCGCAGUUUCCGGUCAGUGGCACCGGAGUUCCCUGCGAGUCAACAUCCGGGCCCGGGUCGGGGAACUUGACAUCCGUCCCUUCGAUCGUGAGGCAGCCGGUACCAAUAUUGGCUACAAACAGCCCCGGCCGGCCGGCAAAGGCCACCUUCUUCUCCUUACCACUGCCACUGCCACUGCCGGCCGUGCCGUCUAUCAAAAAGCCGGCAUUGUGUUUGACAACAAUAUCUGCACCCCCUACCUCAGAGAGCAAAAUCCCCAAGGCCCCGGAAUUGCUCCGCGUGUCAGAUUCCACGAAGGCAGUAUCAACUCCGGAUUGCAGGUCAAGCACUCUCUGCCUCGCUUUGAGGACAACAGGCUCGGGAUCCGCAGCGGGCUAGGCGAAUCUCUCGAGGCCUUCCACAAUGACCAGUCCGCGUACGCUCCGCCGGGGUCGUACGCAGCUCGGAGCAGCAUCCCGGGCGAGGAGAUCCCCAUCAGCUGCACCACCACCACCGCCCUCACCGGCAGAGACGACCAGUCCUACCAGUUCGACGUCGACGUCGGGCUCAAGCUCAGCGGCAACCGGCCGCACGAGCCCACGGGGCCGCCCCUGAAAGUGCCUCUGAAGACGCCCGAGGCCGGCGUCGUCCCGCAGCCGGACGAAGAGGUCAUGAUGCCGAACGGCACCCAUUACAAGGUUGAUGAUCCGAGCUCGAUCUCGGCGGAAUGA
Molecule: messenger RNA, 957 nt
Organism: Thermothelomyces thermophilus ATCC 42464
Lineage: Eukaryota; Fungi; Ascomycota; Sordariomycetes; Sordariales; Chaetomiaceae
Exons: 4
Coding region: 1-957 (318 amino acids)
Source: RefSeq, a predicted model, not a curated record